This is a messenger RNA of Saccharomyces eubayanus, 516 nucleotides long. RefSeq names its product Yip3p (gene YIP3). Bases 1 to 516 code for a protein of 171 amino acids. The record is from RefSeq and is a predicted model, not a curated record. The transcript is spliced from 2 exons. Gene Ontology annotation, cellular component: Golgi apparatus. NCBI's taxonomy places the organism in Eukaryota, Fungi, Ascomycota, Saccharomycetes, Saccharomycetales, Saccharomycetaceae.
AUGAAGUUUCAAAUUUCACGUUUUACUCAAAACUUCUCCAUGGAAAAUAUCAAAAGCGAGUUCCAUUCGUUUCAGUCUAAACUAGCCUCUCUUCGCACCCCUCAAGAAUUUUUCAAUAUCAAGAAAGUCUCCAAACCUCAAAAUUUCGGGGAAGUCCAAUCCAGAGUGGCUUACAACCUAAAAUACUACUCCAGUAAUUACGGGUUGAUCAUUGGUUGUUUGAGUAUCUACACAUUAUUGACCAAUUUAUUACUACUCUUCGUCAUCGCUCUGGUCAUAUUUGGUAUUCUUGGUAUAAAUAGACUAAAUGGCGAAGACCUGGUGACUCCCUUUGGUUCUUUCAAAAGCAAUCAACUAUACACCGGUUUGAUUUGUGUGGCCGUACCAAUAGGUUUCUUGGCUUCGCCAAUCUCCACUUUGUUAUGGUUGAUCGGUGCUUCUGCCGUCAGUGUUUUCGGACAUGCUUCCCUGAUGGAAAAGCCAAUCGAAACUGUCUUUGACGAAGAAACUGUUUGA